CGGACCUAGCCCGCACCCCGCGGGGCCGCGCAGAUCAGGUGCUCUGCGCCCCGCGCCCUGCCUCGCCCCCCUGCGCCCUACCUGGCCCGGUGCUCCCCGCGCCCUCCCUGGCCCGGACCAUCCUGCUUUGCCCCAGAGCGCCCGGACCCGACGCUCUACCUGGUCGCCUUUCUUCCCUUGCCGGACCAGAGAGAGCAACCCCGGGGACAGGGCCAGGGCCUGCCCGUCCCUAGAAAGCAGCUGGUGUGACCCCGACAAGCAGGAUGGGGAGAAAACUGGAUCUUUCCAAGCUCACAGACGAAGAGGCCAAGCAUGUCUGGGAAGUGGUUCAGAGGGACUUUGAUCUGAGAAGGAAAGAAGAGGAAAGACUGGAGGGGUUGAAGGGCCGGAUUAAGAAGGAGAGCUCCCAGAGGGAGCUGCUUGCUGACACAGCGCACCUGAAUGAGACCCACUGUGCCCGCUGCCUGCAGCCCUACCGGCUCCUUGCGACCCCCAGAAGGCAAUGCCUGGACUGCCACCUCUUCACCUGCCAGGACUGCAGCCAUGCUCACCUGGAGGAGCAGGGCUGGCUCUGCGACCCCUGCCACCUGGCCAGGGUUGUGAAGAUUGGCUCUCUGGAGUGGUACCACCAGCACCUGAGAGCCCGAUUCAAGCGCUUUGGGAGUGCCAAAGUGAUCCGUUCCCUGUGCGGACGGCUGCAGGGGGCAGGUGGGCCUGAGGCAAGCGCUGGCGAGGGAAGUGGAGAUAGUGAGCAGACAGAUGAGGAUGGAGAACUGGACACAGCAGCCCAGGCCCAGUUCAUUGGCAGCAAAAAAAAGCGUCUCUCUAUUCACGACUUGGACUUUGAGGCCGACUCUGACGACUCAACUUGGUCUGGCAGUCACCCCCCAGAUUCAUCCCCAGUCCCAGCAGCCACGGACAGCCUGCAGUGUCUCACAGGCUGCGAGCCCACAGAUGCCGACAGAGAAGAGGAGACCCUCAGGAGGAAGCUGGAGGAGCUGACCAGCCACAUAAGUGACCAGGGAGCCUCGUCCGAGGAGGAGGGGAACAAGGAGGAAGAAGCAGAACUGGACAGGAGCCCCUCCAUCAGGGACCUCCCAGGGGCAGGCUUGGAGGUGAGCGGGGCUUCGGGCCAGAUGUACAGACAGGAAACCAUCCCCGGGGACCCUCAGGACCUCGUGCAGCCCAGCAGGACCACAGACAAGGAGCUGCUGGAGCUGGAGGACAGAGUGGCUGUCACGGCCUCGGAGGUUCAGCAGGUGGAAAGCGAGGUUUCCAACAUCAAGUCCAAGAUUGCCGCCUUGCAGGCUGCAGGGCUCACCGUGAAGCCUUCGGGAAAGCUCCGGAUGAAAUCUAACCUGCCGAUAUUUCUUCCCCGGCUUGCUGAGAGACUGGACCGGAAUCCUAAGGAUCCGAAUGCAGACCCCACGGAGGAGGUGACAACGGCGCCUUAUCUUCUCAGAAGGAAGUUCAGUAAUUCCCCGAAAAGCCAAGGUAAAGACGGGACCUCCUUUCAUCAGCAGUCGGCGUACCGCGGGUCCCUGACACAGAGAAACCCCAACAGCAGGAAGGGGGUGGCCAACCACAGCUUUGCGAAACCUGUGAUGACCUACCAGCCCUGAAGGGGGAGGUUUGUUGGAACAAGAUGGAGCAACCCAGGGACCCUGCCCUCACUUCCCCUCUGCUCACCAUCCCGUCCCUCCAUCUGCCCCGUGCUCCGUGGUGCACAUGGUCCAGGAGAGACAGGACACAACACCGUCCACAAGGGAACUCCAUCUGCGAGGGGACAGCUUUCCCAGACCCUCUGCUCCUCACUCACGUUCACGGACAACCUCUGCCCCCACCCUUGCUGGCCUGCUCUGAUCCGUGAGAAACAUCUAAACUGACAUGUUUUUUCUUUAGGACGGUGUUAAACUUUUUGAAGGAUACAAGAAAAAUGUUCUCGGUGUGAUCUUUUAGCCCUUUCCCUGCUGGCUCGGUGCCGCACCCUCUGUGUGCUCCCCACACGGUGUCAGAGCACAGGCAGGCGCUCUGUGUGUUUCUGUGUGCACGUGUGUGUGCGCGCAUGCAAGGAAAUCGGGUAUCAAGAUGA
Molecule: messenger RNA, 2092 nt
Organism: Lontra canadensis (Northern American river otter)
Lineage: Eukaryota; Metazoa; Chordata; Mammalia; Carnivora; Mustelidae
Gene: MLPH
Product: melanophilin
Exons: 13
Coding region: 264-1622 (452 amino acids)
Biological process (GO): intracellular protein transport
Cellular component (GO): cortical actin cytoskeleton
Molecular function (GO): small GTPase binding; actin binding; myosin binding
Source: RefSeq, a predicted model, not a curated record